ACACAAAGGCCGGGGGCUGCGGGGGGCGGCGCGGGGCUGCGGCUCCUCCUCCUCCUCCCGCCGGGGAUGCUGCUGCCGGGAGCGCCCCGGGAGCCGCAGCGCUGCGACGCCCCAGAGCCCGCGGACACCCGAGGCUCUCAGCUCACGGGCGCAGCGAGGUCUUUGCUAUGAUUGCAGCAGCCACCGGCUCUACCCGCUGCCCGGACCCCUUGCCGCACGGUUCAGCCGGGCUCCGCUCCCCUCGCUGCAUGCCCCGGGACCGGGAGCAGCAUGGGCAGCGUCAGUAGCCUCAUCUCCGGCCACAGCUUCCACAGCAAGCACUGCCGAGCCUCCCAGUACAAGCUCCGCAAGUCAUCCCACCUGAAAAAGCUCAACAGGUACUCGGACGGGCUGCUCCGCUUUGGCUUCUCCCAAGACUCCAGCCACAAAUCCAGCUCCAAAAGCAGCAAGAAUGAGGACUUCUUUUACAUCAAGGUCAGCCAGAAGGCGCACGGCUCCCACCGAGCGGACUAUACCUCGCUUGGCGGCGGGGAGCUGGGCGGCCAAGCCGGGACGAGCGGCAUGGACUUCGGGACGCCCACGCCGCAGAAGCUGAUGCCUUUUCCCAGUCAACUGGAAGUGGCUGCGGAGAAACCGGCUGUGCGACCCACCGCCUUCAAGCCAGUGCUGCCCCGGUCCAGCACCAUCCUCCACUCUUCCCCAGAGAAUGGGGGUCACCUCUCCCAGCAGCUCCAUCCCCCAGACAAAGCCAAAGAGCAGGAGUUGAAGCCGGCGCUGUGCUCGGGGGGUCUGUCCGACUCGGGCAGGAACUCCAUGUCCAGCCUCCCCACGCACAGCACCAGCAGCAGCUACCAGCUCGACCCCCUCGUCACACCCAUGGGACCCAUCAGCCGCUUCGGAGGCUCAGCCCACAACAUCUUGCAGUGUGCCAUCAUCCAGGACAGCAACAUGAUGAGCCUCAAGGCCAUGUCCUUCUCUGAUGGGGGCAACAAGAUCCUCAACCCUGGCAAAACUCCCCACCACCACGCCGCCGAGAAGGCCGCUUGCAUCCGUUCACCCAUCUCCACAGAUGAGUCCACCAUCCAGGAGCUGGAGCAGAAGCUGCUAGAAAGGGAGGGAGAGUUACAGGAGCUUCAGUCCAGUUUUGAGGAGAAGGAACUCAGCUCCUGCCAGGCUUACGAAGAGAAGCAGCGUCGCUGCAAGGAAGAGCUGGAGGGCCUCAAGCAGAAAUGCAACAGCAAGCUCAAGCAAACUUCACAGAAAACCCAACGGACGCAGCAGGUCCUUCACCUCCAUGUGUUCCAGCUGCAGCAGGAGAAGAAGCAGCUCCGGGAGGAGCUGGAGAAUCUCCUGAAAGAGCAAAACCUGCUGGAGACCAAGCUGAGGUCCUACGAGAAAGAGAAGACCAGCUUCGCCCCGGCACUGGAGGAGACCCAGUGGGAGGUGUGCCAGAAGUCGGGGGAGAUCUCCCUCCUGAAGCAGCAGCUGAAGGAGUCCCAGACAGAGCUCAACACCAAGACCACCGAGAUCCUCAGCCUGAAGGCUCAACUGAAGGAGGUGAGGAUGAAGAUGGAAGGGCUGGAGAUGAAGACCCAGGACCUGGAGGGCUCCCUGCGUACCAAAGCCAUGGAGCUGGAGGUGUGCGAGAAUGAGCUCCAGCGCAAGAAGAACGAGUCCGAGCUGCUGAGGGAGAAGGUGAACCUGCUGGAGCAGGAGAUCGUGGACCUGCGGACAGAGCUUGCCGUCCUCAAGGAGCAGCUGAGUGAAGCCCGGGAGGUGGCCAGGCCCUGUGCCAUGGUGGACAAUGCUCAAGUCCUGCAGGGAGAGGUGGAGAGGCUGAGGGCAGAGCUGAAGGCUGAGCGGGACAACAAUGAGCAGAUGACCUCCAGCUUCCAGCAUGAGCGGCAGACAUGGAAGGAGGAGAAGGAGAAGGUGAUUCACUACCAGAAGCAGCUGCAGCAGAGCUACCUGCACAUGUACAAGAGGAACCAGAACCUAGAGAAGAUGCUCCAGCAGCUCGCUGCGGGGGAAGAUGGCAAGGAGCCCAUCGAGCUGGACAUACCCGGCGCCGACGUCCCUUACGAGGACAUCAUUGCCACCGAGAUCUGAGCCAGGUCUGCCUUCUCCUCCUUGCAGCUCAGGGGUGGGCGUCUCUUCCAGGCGAGAAGUGCUGCCCCGCAGCUCAGCCCGCGCCUUGUACAGUUCAGAUGAGCCAUGUAUUUAUUAGCAGAGCUGGUGGCCCGGCCGGCUCACCAGCCCCACUCCCCUCCUCGCAUCGCACCACGGUGGUACCUGUCGUGUUACAGAGGUGAACAAGCAACUUGUGCCAAUGGUGACGUGCCAGCAGCUCCCCCUCGCCCCAGCCUUCUGUCCCCUUGUAGGGCUGAGAAGCCGGUGAUGGGGGCAGUUGGGGAACAGGACUUGAGCAAAUAAUCUCCCAUCGGGUAAUGGGAUGAUGCAAAACUCCCAGGGGAUGCUCUGCUCCAGGCUUGGUGGGAUCCCAUGACACCACAUCCCUUCCCACUGUCUUCAAGAGGAAACGGCCACAGAACAUUUCCAGCCACUCACUGCCCACAGCCCAGAGGAGGCACCGUGCUGCUCUCACACCUCCUUAACCUUCCUCCAGGUGAGGAGCCACCUCCGGCCACCAGUGCAGGCUUCACAUCCACUUUCCCCAUCCUUCGGCAGCUGUAGUGCCUCAGGAAGGAAGCACACACCCCCACACCCCUGCCAAAAUCAGCUUCCACUAAUGAGCACAGCCCACCCUGCACUCAUUCGGUCCCUUGGCCAUGGUCACACCAGCACAUCACUCCUCCCUGGACCCGCACAACCACGGCGAGCCCAGCAUUCCCUGCUCUGAUGGAAAAGGACUCAGUGUUCCUUUCCUCCAGCUGCCAGAUGGGCAACUGGAUUUAAAGGAUUAACAGAAAUUUCCAAGCCACAGCCAGCCCCAAGGAAUCGAUGGGGGAGCUGGUUGCGUUUGUCCCAUGACCCCACGUGCUCCCACAUCCUCACUGCGACCGUCCUCCUUGGGAAACCCGGCUGCCUUAUCUCUUCCCGUGUCCUUACGUCCAUGGGAUCUGGCCGACAGGAGCUGGAUAAAAGCCCAAACCAACCACUUUCACUUUGUUUCUUACCCAAGCUCUUAAUAUUCCACUCCUGCCACCAGCAAGCGGAUAACAAGGCUCCGCUGCUCAUCACUGGUGGUGACUCUGCUGCCCCUCCACGUCUCGGCACAGGCCGGCUGGGAAUCAGCUGGCAUCCAGCUUGCUGGGGUGGAGGUUUCCAGCUGGGAUCCCUUUGCACCACUGCACUGGUGUUUUUACUGCAAUGUGUUUGUUUACCCAGGAGCGAGCUGGGCACCAGCCUGUGAAGCCCCAUCCCAGGGUUGCGGAGGGAAUUCUUGCACAAUCCCAUGCUGCAAAUUUGGCCAAGGGCUCCAAGCUGUGCAAAAAUAAGUGUUCCUCACCCUGCUCCAGCCAAGCCUGGAAAGGCAACACACGGAAACCGGUCUGUGCCUUCUGCACCCGCCCCUGAGCACCUUCUCCACGCCACCCCGGGGCAUCCCCACAGCCCUGGUCCCGGCACACAGCACAAGCCAAUCCUUAACCAUGGUCCGCUGGAGAAAAGCCAACUUCAGAUCCCGGUUCCAGCCCCUCAGCUGUAGGUUGGGGUCAGCCAGGCUUUUCCCAGACCAGCUGAGGGAUGAUUUGAAGACCAGGAGUUAAAGGCCAGCACCCAGCGCACGAGGCCAGAAGGGAUUUUCUGCAUCAUCCAAGACUCAGCCCCGCACCGAGGGCUCUGCACCCCGCAUCGGAGCCGGAGCGCGGUGACCAGGAGCUUCCCAGUGCCAAACCCGCGGGGUGCCGAGGGGAGCAGAGCCCUCCUGGCUGCCCCAUCCCGCAGCUCCCAGCCCUGUUCCUUCUCCCGCCAGCCUCCGUGGCCCCGUCCCAGGUCCCCGUCCCCCCGUGUCCCCCCCAGCCAGCGCUGUAUGAUGUGAUCGCCCGGAGGCGUCGCCGUGCUGCCUUUGCACAACGCUGUGUGUGACCGUCCGCAUCGCAGCUCUGUCGCUCCCGGCACAAGCCGGGCUCAGCCUGUACAUAUAAUUAUUUUUCUGCAGGUUUUUUUGGAUGUUCUUUCUGGUGCCCGAUGUAAAC
Cuculus canorus (common cuckoo) is the source of this 4157-nucleotide messenger RNA. RefSeq names its product leucine zipper tumor suppressor 1 (gene LZTS1). The record is from RefSeq and is a predicted model, not a curated record. NCBI's taxonomy places the organism in Eukaryota, Metazoa, Chordata, Aves, Cuculiformes, Cuculidae. The transcript has 4 exons. Gene Ontology annotation, cellular component: dendritic spine. Bases 271 to 2109 code for a protein of 612 amino acids. Gene Ontology annotation, biological process: regulation of dendrite morphogenesis; regulation of synaptic plasticity.